Molecule: messenger RNA, 877 nt
Organism: Oncorhynchus tshawytscha (Chinook salmon)
Lineage: Eukaryota; Metazoa; Chordata; Actinopteri; Salmoniformes; Salmonidae
Gene: shisa2a
Product: shisa family member 2a
Exons: 2
Coding region: 29-844 (271 amino acids)
Source: RefSeq, a predicted model, not a curated record
GGUGUGAGGGUAUUUCCUGUCAUACAAGAUGCGUUUUUUAAUUGCUUUAUAUUUAUUUUUCUCUUUGAUGCACAAACAUAUUGUGGCCAGCUCAGGAGAGUAUUGCCAUGGCUGGUCCGACUCUUACAAGAUCUGGCACAAGGGCUUCCAGUGUCCAGAGAAGUAUGACGGACAGGAUGCAAAGUACUGCUGUGGGACCUGUGCUCUCCGCUACUGUUGCACGGCUGCGGAGGCGAGGCUGGAUCAGAGCUCCUGUGACCUGGAAGAAUUUUUUGAAUUUGAAAACGAUAACACAAUCAACAUGACACCAACGGUACCUGCCUACUUGCCAUUUGUGAUAGUUGUGAGCACAUUUCUGUCCUUUGUGCUACUUGGUACCAUUGUGUCCAUAUGUUGCUGCCAGUGCCUAAAGCCAAAGGCACAGGAUCGUCAAAAUGCAUCAGCACCCUUCCAGACCAGCCUGAUGGAAUCUGGAGGGCCAUCUCCAGAGAGCAUGACUCCUUCUCGCCAGUCUAGUUCCAGCUCAACAGGAAGAUCAACCUUGGCACCCCCAAGACAACCAACCACCUCCACUCCUGGCACUGAUGUCAACGUAAACAUGUAUGUUGCACCUUUGAAUAAUGGAUACCCUGUUUCAAGCACACAGUCUAACCAGUAUGUGCCUCAUCCGCAGCCCCCUGGUCCAUUCUAUCAGCCAUAUCUAAACUAUGGGAUGCCCCCAGAGCACACUUUGCUAAUGGCUCCAUUCUUAGAUAACCGCUCAAUGUACGGACACCAACUGGUCCAUUCCAUCCCUCAGACUCCAAUGCACACAGAACAGUUGUACACAGGUGUCACAAUAUGAGGCGAUUUUUUGCCACAUGACAGUCAUUUUUUG